Molecule: messenger RNA, 1857 nt
Organism: Larimichthys crocea (large yellow croaker)
Lineage: Eukaryota; Metazoa; Chordata; Actinopteri; Sciaenidae
Gene: serpine3
Product: serpin peptidase inhibitor, clade E (nexin, plasminogen activator inhibitor type 1), member 3
Exons: 9
Coding region: 466-1725 (419 amino acids)
Biological process (GO): negative regulation of endopeptidase activity
Molecular function (GO): serine-type endopeptidase inhibitor activity
Source: RefSeq, a predicted model, not a curated record
CGUGUGUGUGGGGUGUUUUUUUCUCCCCUCUGCCCGGUUUGGGAUUUGCUGGUCAGUGACAUGCCUCCCUCCGCCUGGCUCCUUAUAGCUCCGGGGCUGCAGGAAUCCCGGACGAGUGGUACGGACAUCGCCGACGGAGACCGCAAACACGGCGCGGAGCGUUCCCCUUUAAACACGGUCUUAUGACUACAGAGUGCUUCAGUGAGACACGACCGGAGGACCGGACCAGAGGCACGUACAGACAGCCGGGGACAGCAGAGGACAGAUUCAGUGACAAGAAGCAGCUGACGGGGACAGGUAGACAGGACACAGCGCCCUGCAGAGGCUGGAUGGUUCCGGUGCCUGUCCGAGAGAACAGCUGGAGUCAAACGGAUUCUACCUCACCUGUGCGCAGGACUUUUUUGUUUUUUUGGGGGCCACCCUGUUGCACCCUGUGGACACUUCCCCUCCUGCAGCACUGAGGACAUGCGUCGCCUGCCAGUGGCUUCACUCUUCAUUUGCUUCUGGUUGGUGGAGAGGAGCCACUGUAACGGUAGCCUUCAGGACAGCAUGGGAGAGCUGCACAACAGGUUCGCCGUCAGCCUCUACCAGACGCUCACUGAGACAGAGAACAGCUCCAACCUGAUCGUGUCACCGGUGAGCGUGUCCUUGUCUCUGGGGCUGCUGCAGCUCGGUGCCAGGGGCAACACGCUGGCUCAGCUGGAGGGAACACUCGGAUACAAUGUGAACGAUGCCCAGGUUCAAGACUUCCUGUUGCAUUCACAGAGUGACAUAAGCAACACCAGCCAGGGCGUGUGGCUGCAGCAGACCUGCACAUUAUUCAUACAGAACGGCGUCCAGCUCCUGACCAAGUUCACGCAACAUGCGGCAGUGUGGGCCAACACCAGCGUUGUCCGAGCCAACUUCAGCCAACCCAACCACACUCGUGGCCAGCUGGAGCGCGCCAGGAACGCACACGAUGAGACGUGGCACAUUCAGGCAGGAAGCAGCAGCGGGGAGCUUUCGGGCUCAGGCGAGGUCCAGGCGGAGGCCCUGUGGUGGGGCCACAGGCUGCAGAUGGCCUUGGUCAACACGGUGGCCUUCAGGGGCGUCUGGCAGAAACAGUUCCUGUUCACCAACACCCAGAACCUGCCCUUCAUCCUCUCUGAUGGGACUGCCAUCAAGGUGCCCAUGAUGUAUCAGGCUACAGAGGUCAGCUUUGGUCAGUUCAGGACAGCAUCAGAUCAGCGUUACACUGUGUUGGAGCUGCCGUAUCUGGGCCGCUCCCUCAGCCUGCAGGUGGUCCUACCCAGCGAGAGGAAGACGCCGCUGUCCUGCCUCGAGUCCCAGCUCACCGCUCGUCAGCUGGCCUCCUGGGAAACCGGCCUGCGCAGAACCAAAAUGGACAUUUUCCUACCCAGGUUCAAAAUGCAGAACAAGUUCAACCUAAGGUCAGUGCUUCCCGCCAUGGGCAUCAGUGACGCCUUUAAUCCGACAGCAGCUGACUUCACUGGAAUAUCAGUGGAGGAGAGUCUUUAUAUGUCUGAUGCCUUCCAUGAAGUGAGAAUAGAGGUCACAGAAGAUGGGACCAAGGCAGCUGCUGCUACAGCUAUGGUGCUACUCAAACGUUCCCGUGCUCCUGUUUUCAAGGCGGACCGGCCGUUCAUAUUUCUGUUACGACAGAUUAACACAGGAUCCAUCUUGUUCAUGGGCCGAGUGAUGAACCCAGCAGACCAAGCACCCUAAGACUCACCUACCCAAACACCACCCACAUACAUACACGCCCAUACACUCCUACCCCGACCCCCUAUCUCACUACUGGUAUUUAUUUGUGGACCAACAGGAGGAUCCACGGACACUUCGGGAAGAGGGACAAUA